AACUCAAACUCAUAGGAAUAAGAGUAGGCAUAUUUUGUGUGAAGCUAGGUGGCAUGGAUUUGCAGAGAUGCUUGGUUUUCCUAUACCUGCUUUCUAGCAUCAUCAUCACCCUUUCGGCAGCCGCACAGCCUGCUGAUCUUGUAUUCUCAGUAUGCAGCAAAACUGGAAACUACACACCAAACAGCACCUACCACACCAACCUUAACACACUUCUUUCCUCCCUCUCGUCCGAGGUUAAUGAAUACGGAUUCUACAACGCAUCCGAAGGCCAAAGUCCCGACAUGACGAGCGUGGUUGCGCUGUGUAGAGGUGACGUUAAGCUGGACACAUGUCGUGUCUGUGUUACUGAUGCUGCUAAGAAGUUGGCACAAUUAUGUCCUAAUCAGAAGGAGGCGUUCGGAGGGUACGAUGAGUGCGUCAUACUAUACUCCCAUAGAUUCAUCAUAGGUUCCAUUUCAAAGGAUCCUUAUGUGUACCGGUGGAAUUCGGAGAACGCCACGAGUAUCGACCAGUUUAAUGAAGAUUUAAGAAAGUUGCUGGCUGAUCUUGGAAGCCAAGCUGCAAAAGGCAGCUCCUUUCUUAAGUUUGCAGCGGGGAAGACGACUGGACCGGACUUCCAGCCCAUAUAUGCACUUGUGCAGUGCACCCCUGAUUUAAGUGCUCAAGAUUGUUCAGCUUGCUUGAAUGCUUCUUUUGGAGAGAUCAGUAACAGUAAAUGUGACAAGUGUUAUGGGAAGAGAGGGGCCGGCAUAAUCUGGCCUAGCUGCAAUUUUCGAUAUGGCAGUGAACGUUUCUUCAGUGAUACCUUGAUUCAAGUUCCAGCUACACCACCACUGCCACUAUCACCACCAACAACAUCACCACCACCACAGUCACAAUCAGGAGGAAAGGACUCAAAGGAGGAUGACCAGCAUACAACACCAACUGCCUUGUUUGUUGUUGUUCCAGUUAUAGUUGUAGUUGUCAUGGUUACCAUCAUCGUUUGCAUCGUCUUAAGAAAGAGGCGAAAAAGGAGGCAAGAGAAUGGUGGCAUGGAAGAAAAGGAAAGCCAAAAGCUAUGCAUAGAUCAGAGUGAAGUUGCGGAAGAACCUAGCUCAAGUGUUGAAAUUUGUGCCGUGGAAUCUCUUGUGAAAUUUAAUUUGAUUACCCUACAAAAUGCAACGGAUAACUUCUCUAAAACAAAAAAGAUAGGAGAAGGAGGUUUUGGUACCGUAUAUAAGGGUACACUUGAAAAUGAUCAGUUAGUUGCUGUGAAGAGGUUGUCUGAACAUUCAAGACAAGGUAAUUUAGAAUUUAAAAAUGAAGUGGAUUUCAUAGCUAAGCUUCAACACAAUAAUUUGGUGAAGUUGCAUGGUUACUGCCAAGAAGGAAGAGAAAUGAUUCUUGUCUAUGAAUUUGUUUCCAAUGGUGGCCUUGAUGGCUUUUUAUUUGAUCGUGACAAAUGUGGAUACUUGGAUUGGGAGAGACGCUACAUAAUCAUAGAAAGUAUUGCUAGUGGGCUUAUUUAUCUACACAAAGAAUCCUCUCCUAAUCGUAUUAUUCAUCGCGAUCUCAAAGCUAGUAACAUUCUCUUAGACGCAAAUUUAAAUCCAAAAAUUACAGAUUUUGGAAUGGCUAGGUUGUUUGCUUUAAACCAAACCCAAGGCUCUACAAAUACAUUGGUGGGAUCCCAUGGAUAUAUAGCACCAGAAUAUGCACGCUUUGGUAUAUAUUCUGAUAAAUCUGAUGUAUAUAGUUUUGGAGUGUUAGUUUUGGAAAUUAUAAGUGGACAGAGAAAUACCAUUCAAAGUGGAAAUUCUAAAAAGGACCUUUUAUCCGACGUUUGGAUAGAAUGGGAAAAAGGGUCUACUUCAAAUGUGAUAGAUCCAUUAUUGAAACGUCCAUCAAGUCCAAAGCAGGAGAUAGAAAGAUGCAUCCAUGUGGCCUUGCUGUGUGUUCAAGAAAAUGCAGAUGAUAGACCUAAAAUGCCUAUAGUUCAUGAUAUGCUAAAUCGUAACUUAUCUAUGAAACUUCCAAAGCCCUCAGUCCCUGGUUUUUAUACUCAAAGCCGUGUCAAUUCAUAGACUCCGAGACAGUUUAAGAAUAAUGGGAUUUCAAACAUUUAGUGUCAUAUAUGCUGAAUGAAUAAAUGAUCGCUUUUAGUA
Ipomoea nil (Japanese morning glory) is the source of this 2144-nucleotide messenger RNA. RefSeq names its product cysteine-rich receptor-like protein kinase 10. Lineage: Eukaryota; Viridiplantae; Streptophyta; Magnoliopsida; Solanales; Convolvulaceae. The record is from RefSeq and is a predicted model, not a curated record. The coding region runs from base 54 to 2063 and encodes 669 amino acids. Gene Ontology annotation, biological process: protein phosphorylation. The transcript is spliced from 8 exons. Gene Ontology annotation, molecular function: ATP binding; protein kinase activity.